Kazachstania africana CBS 2517 is the source of this 1743-nucleotide messenger RNA. RefSeq names its product putative lipase. Gene Ontology annotation, molecular function: monoacylglycerol lipase activity. Lineage: Eukaryota; Fungi; Ascomycota; Saccharomycetes; Saccharomycetales; Saccharomycetaceae. The record is from RefSeq and is a predicted model, not a curated record. The coding region runs from base 1 to 1743 and encodes 580 amino acids. The transcript has a single exon.
AUGGAAAAGACAACACAUUCAAACAAGAAAGAUAAAAUAUUAUGGCACUCAAAGUCUCGCAUUCAAAUAGCCCAGAUUGAAAGGUUUAUCAUAAAAUAUAGCGGCGAAUUGCCGGUAUGGUUAAAAGUCAAAAAUGUCUCCAAAUUUAAGUUUAGAGCAGGAUAUUUGGGAGGACCCUUCAAUGUAUACUGUGACGUAGUUACAAAGAAAUAUAAACAGUCCGAAAAAGUGGAAGAUACUUCUGAUAUACCGCAGUUUAAAUCCAUUAUUCAACCACAAGAUAAAUUUAUUAUACAAUUAAGCCAAGGGGGCACAUCGGAUUCUUUUCUUUGGAUUGUUAAUGUAAUGAGUGAGAUGCUAUUCAAUACAGAUAGUCAUGUCUCUUUUGAAGUGUCGUUAGGUACUUGUAAGAGCAUUUUAAAGAACAAAUAUUUACAUCAUACGAAUAUCGAAAAUUCAGAGCCUAAUCUUUCCGUUGAAAUCUUGAAUACACAAGAUAUUUGGGGCCUUCAUAAAUCGACUAACAAUACUGAUACACAUCUUGUCGUCUUAACGCAUGGUUUGCAUUCAAAUGUGACUGCUGAUAUGUCAUAUCUGAUGGAACAGAUUUAUCAACACUGCAGUAAAGAUGAUAAUAUAGUCGUAGAAGGCUUUAAUGGUAACGUUUGCCAAACGGAAAAGGGCGUUAAGUAUCUGGGGUACCGCCUGGCAGAACAUAUUGUCACAAAUUUAUACACUGAUUCCAUAACUAAAAUAUCCUUUAUAGGGCAUUCACUCGGUGGCUUAAUUCAAACAUUCGCAAUGGAAUAUAUCUUUACAAAGUAUCCAUGGUUUUUUGAGAAAGUCCAACCGAUCAAUUUUAUCACUUUGGCCGCACCUUUACUGGGACUCCAUACCGUUAAUAAUCCUGCAUACGUGAAAUAUGCCUUGUCAAAAGGACUUGUUGGUAAGACAGGUAAAGAUCUGAGCUUGCAUAAAGAUACAUUGAAUGAUAACCAAUCUUUAUUAUAUUUGAUGUCUGGUGCACCGCUUCCCAAGAUAUUACUCAAAUUCCAAAGAAGGACCUUAUAUGCUAAUGCAAUUAAUGAUGGAAUUGUACCACUCUACACGUCCUCAUUACUAUUCCUUGACUACGAUGAUAUUCUUGAAAAACUAAAAUCUAGAAAGGAACGAUUGCCAAGUGCCUCUAUCAUAAACUCUGUAACCUCAAUUCUAGUACCAGCCUCACCAAAAGAAACGUUUUUAUCUGAUCCUGAAUUAAGAGAGGACUCAAUUAUUCAUGAUAGGGUGUAUAGCGAAGAUCAUAUUGACGCAAUUGUAGAACGAUAUUCCGACACGGUUCUUAAGUCAUUCUACAGUUCCAGUAAGCCAAAUUUACAGGAGGUAAUAGCGCGUAGAUGGCAUCAUAAUGGGAUAUCUUGGAGAAAAGUUAUAGUGGCCACCAGCGGUGACGCACAUAAUAACAUCAUGGUGAGAAGAAAAUUUACAAAUGCAUAUGGAUGGCCUGUCAUUGAUCACCUGAUACAAAACCAUUUCAAAGACAACGACGAAUCUAUAUUACCUUCUAUUUCAUUAUCAGAUAAACAACUGGGUGAAGUCGACUUUGUCGAACCAAAUAAGCUCUUUAGCUGGAUUACUAGAAUCGAAGACCCGAAAAUUUACAAAGAGGGAAUGCUGACGGUAGCGAGCGGUAUAUUCCAGAGAACGAUGACCCCUAAGAAACUAGAGUCUAAGGAAGUGUGA